Molecule: messenger RNA, 1176 nt
Organism: Alternaria arborescens
Lineage: Eukaryota; Fungi; Ascomycota; Dothideomycetes; Pleosporales; Pleosporaceae
Exons: 4
Coding region: 1-1176 (391 amino acids)
Source: RefSeq, a predicted model, not a curated record
AUGAAGCUCUUUUUCUACUGUCGUCUUGCUAUCCUCAUCGCCUCUGUGGCGAGUAGAAUUGCGCCUGGACCGGACCUACAUCAAAAUCUCACCAUUGUCAACUCAAGCUCAACAUUCUUGACUGCCACCGUCAAUCCCGCAGAUCACGAUGCAAUAUGGCACAAGGCAUAUUGUCGUGGCGCCGCGCUUGUCAAAGCCAUGUCCCUCGACGAACAAGACUCAACGAGGAUGCUGGGGUGGCCUUACACGCAGAGUCCAUGGGACGGCGACCUAAAGCUUGAACUAAGAAAAUGGGGAUAUCUCGACGACGACAAUCAUCACGCGAUGAACGACAACUCAUGCGACUUCUCGAAGCAUCAUAUAAGGAGUGCUUUCGAUGCUCUCGGUAUUGACCCGCGUUCGGCACUUAAGGGUGGGCCGAACCACUGCUUCAUGUUAGAGCAUAGGUUUGGAUCAACGAUCAUCCUGGACAAGAAUGGGGAAAUGCCCAGUAUAUCCAAGCAGCGAUACGAGGCGGACGGAAAGAUCUACAGGGUCACGGGCGCCUAUUCUAAACUUGGCAUAAACCGGAAAGACGGUAUUGUUUACUUCCUCGACCGCACUUCACCUGAGAAAUCGGCCCAAACGGUCUGGGAUCAGGAGCAAAUCGACAAAGCCGACUUGCCGGCACUUCGCUCUAGCUCAGACCUAGCUUGGGGGAUGUGGAACAGGAUCGAAGGCGAACCAAGUAUCAAAAUGAUCAUGUCUCUAAACAUCAUCAACGAUGAGACUGUGGAUGUCAUUAUACCAAGGGCCUUGAAAGCGAUGGGAAAGACUGAGGUCGAGAAGUGGCCUGGAACUGAUCUCAUUGUGGGAGCAAAUGGAGGGGCCGAAGCUGAAGCUGCUCUCGCACUUAUUGGUUCGCCAAAUGGCUUAGGAGCCGGCUACUUUCUUCUCCAGCACAAGAGGCAACUUGGUGGCGACAAUUUCAUCUGGAAAAUCAAGAUCUUUAAGGGGGAUGAUGAUGACGAAUAUUAUGAUGACCCUGCUCUCUUCUUCUACAUUGACAAGCACACGCCACCGAUGCCUGACCCGGACGACACUCCUGGCUCUCCGAUGGAAGAGGCAAAAGCAGUGAGGAGGAGUAAAGAUGGGAAGAAUUUCAUUAGGACACAUAAGAUUUGGGCAAAGCUUUGA